ACAAACCCCAAAUGCUGGUGGAUAUUCCAAUACUUAGAUUUACCAACCAGCACAAAACAGCUUCUGUAUUUCCUCACUGGUUACUCAGAAUCCAAACACCGCAGUUCCCUUAAAGUGCCCAGCCUCAGGCCUCCAUCCACAAACACGUCAGAUACGAUGAUGAUUCCUGAAAAUCUUCUCUCAUCAUAUAAAAGAAAAGGUCCUUCCAAUCCCAAAGGAUCGGCCACACACCCAGGUCCCAUUAUAACUUAGAUGUUACCCAAAAUACACGCUACAGCCAAUUCUUACUAACUAAACAAAAAUGUAUUAAAAAGGAAAAGAGAGAGUGUUGGUUAAAAGAUCAAUAUACAUUCACAUCUUGAGGUUCAGACACAGCAGAGAUGAGUUUGUAGUUGCGAAAAGUCCUUUUAGAAAUAGUCCAGAGGUUAUAGGGCAAUGUCCAUAUUCAGGGUGACUCCAGUCAGUGACUGGGAUCUCAAUUCCUAUGGCUCAGGGGUUUCCCCUUCUUGAAACCCAGAGCAAAUCGGAGAUAUAACAGGAUGGUGUCCCAGGGUUAUUAGACAUUUUCCAGAGCCUCUUGGCCUGAGAGAGUCAGUUUAACAUGGGUAAUAAUCUUCUGUCUCCCAACCAUCCUGGCAAUUAGCACAGGGUAAUUUAUCCAUUGAACAGUUCAGACAGUUUAUCAAAACCUUCAAAGAGACACAGACAAUAACACUAUUUCACUCAAGUGUCAUCCUAAAUGUUAAUAUUCCUGUUUUAAUCUUUGAAUUGACGCUCUAGCAAUAGACAAGACUUGUUUGCUGACAUCCCAAGACUUGAGCAAACAUCUCCCCUUCUACCUCUAGCAAUGCCGGCUGCAUUUCAAAGCUCUGCUCAUUUACAGAUCUUCCUAACCCAUCUCUAAAGUUCAGAAAUGGGUCAGGUCAGUCUGUGAGUUAAUUAACUCUUUCUGGCCCUGUCACCUUUCAGUGGGAUAUUAUAUUACACUCAUAACAUCACAUGCGGAUAGAUUUUCCCAUGGGUAGAAAUUCACAAGCACCUCUUGUCAAAUUUAACAUCCAAAGCAGGUCAUGAAACAACCAGGGUCAAUGGACAAAACAACACCCCAGGAAAGCAAUGAACUACAGCCCCUCAACACAACCACCCCGUCUGCCCCUCCACUCUCAGACCCCUUCCCGGGAGCCCACCUACCGCCCGACAGCUUCACUCUGAGUCGCUAGGCGCCAUCCCUUCGCCACCCACCGUCCACAACCAGGCUGUCAUCUGAGGCCUAGGAUUGCCAAUCUGCCACCAUUGUCCUGGAGUCUCCAGCAAUUCAGGGUUAAUCUCUAAUUAAGGGUUAUGUCAUGGGACCGAACCCCCAGGAAUACGUCCAACCAAAACUGGCCACCCAAGCUGGGGGUGAUUGGAGCGGCAGUGGGUGGGAGCGAUGGCACAUUGGCAUGUCCCAGCCAGCGGAGAUCAGAUCAGCCAAGAAAAUAUGACUUCCUGGAGGUAAAGGGAGAUGGGAGGCGACCAAAAGGGGGGUGACUGAAAUGCAGCAGCUGAUGGAGAAGAUUUUACUCACCCGCAGCCACACGUACAAUUUGGUGGGGUCGCUUCGGACAGAUGACUCCAAAUUACCCCAAAUCCCCAUCACAGCUACCUGCAACCUGACAGCUCCCCCGAAUAUCGCUAGCCAGCAGUGUGGUUUAGCUAUCGGCCAACCAUUCAAGGUCGUGGCGCUAAGGACAGGUGUGGUUAGAAAUGUCUCGUAACAGAGCCAAUAAAAAUGACGUGGAAAAUUGACAGGGCCGGAUCGCCGACCCACGGUGAGAAUUCACACCCGUCGGCCCCCUGGUGUGAGAGCAGAGCAGUGAUUGGUGGCCCAGUGUAGGACGCAGCCCUGGCUGGGGAGCUGCUCCUGGGGACCAUCGCCAAGCCAGGAUGGUCCAGGAGAUGCCAGCUGCUGCUGUGCUGACCCCUGCACCAGGGCAGCCGGGCGGGGCAUCAGACCAGAUGGUCCAGCUCUAAAAACUCCAACUGCCCCAGUCUAAGUAAGAGGAAUCCUCCUCAGUCAUAUGCAGUACAGGGGCUAAGAGACACAGAUGAAUGUGGCUGAUUCUAGGGGGCAGUGGAAUGCAUGCACACACACACAUACACACGCACACACCAGCCUGUCCCUCACACAGUGAAUAGCACAUGCUCAAACACACACACACAUAUCCGGCCCUUGUCCCCCUCCUCUCGCUGCAGCCAUCUCAGAGGCACUGACCACAAAACUUUCCACCGCCCCCUGCGGCUGACGCGUCCGGAGGAUGCUGAGGCUGAGCUGAGCUGGCCCCACGGAGCCGUCCAGAGAGCAGGGACCAUGGAGCAGCUGCCAGCCCUGAGCACCGUCCUCUGCAUCGUCCUCCUCAUUCCUACCUGGGAAGCAGGUCUCACAGUCCUUCAGAGCCCUGCUGCCCUCCGAGCGUCCCCCGGCGAGACCGCGACACUCAGCUGCUCUUUCAAGAUCAGACAGGGCAGAGUGGUCAAAGCGACCUGGACCAGAGCACCCGGAGUCGUGCUGGAUUCUGCCCAUCCCUUCUACAGGGGGCGGCUCCGUAUGUCCCACCUGGAUCUGCUCCAGAAAGGAGAGGUCACACUGACCGUGUCGGAGCUGGAGCUGCGGGACUCUGGUCUCUACCAGUGUCACAUCAGCAUCCGCAAGGUAGUGAGCAGGACGGGAGUGGGCACCAAGCUGCUGGUGACGCGGAGAAACCAGAGUGACACAGAUAAAGUACCAACCCCCUCAGGGAGCUGCGCCCGGGAGCUCCUGUACCAGGUCACCAUCGCCCUGGGGCUCCUUCUCAUCCUUGGCCUGGUGGCCACCCUCCUCCUGAAGAGACACCGAGCACCGCCCCACUCGCAGCCCCGCCGGCGGCAGCCGAAGGGCCAGGGCAGCCAGGCGGGGGCGGACAGCGAGAACCUGCACUACGCAGAGAUUAAAAUCCAGACCCCAGGACGCAGGGACCACACGUCCAACCACUCCCAGCGGCGCUGAGUCCCUCACACCCAGAGCCACGCAGCCAUCGGGGAAUUCCCCACAGGAAGAGACCCUCACAGGGUUUGAGGGACAGCAGAAGUAAAUGAUGGGCGUGAAGGUCCAUGUGAACCCCAACAAAACCCAACUUACCCUUUCUACGGCAGGGCAUAAUCUACUAGGGCAUGGUCUUACCCUCAGGAAAUGCCUUCUCUGGGGCCUCCUGAAGUACUGUAUAUAUCACGUCCCUGGGUGUUAUUUCCCUGGCCUCUCUGGAGUGAUUGCAAUGCCUCCCUAUGGAACAUGAUCAGUGUGGGUAAUAAACACAGCAUCUGGUCCCUCUUCCUAACUGAGUUCAAAGAGAAACACUAGCCCACCUCAGCAUCGUGUGGGCGGUGGAAUCUGUCUGAAUGACCAGCGUGACAGC
Gopherus flavomarginatus (Mexican gopher tortoise) is the source of this 3431-nucleotide messenger RNA. RefSeq lists its product as uncharacterized. The record is from RefSeq and is a predicted model, not a curated record. Lineage: Eukaryota; Metazoa; Chordata; Testudines; Testudinidae. Gene Ontology annotation, molecular function: signaling receptor activity. The coding region runs from base 2123 to 3025 and encodes 300 amino acids. The transcript is spliced from 5 exons. Gene Ontology annotation, cellular component: cell surface.